ACCCUCCAAUUUUCCCGCCUUUGUCUCACUCUCUUCCCGCCUCAGAAACCCCUCUACUCGCCGGAGAAUCCAUGGUUCAGAAGCAGCAAGCCACCGCCGCUCCAGGCCCCGAGCCUAAGAAGCGUCGCCGUGUUGGAUUUUCUCCAGCCGAUACUGGUGUGGAGGCCAACGAGUGCAUCAAAAUUUAUCUCGUAUCAAGCAAAGAGGAAGUGGAUUCCCCUGGAAUUUCUUGUGUCAAUCCAGUUGACUUGAAUGAUUUCUUUGAUGGGGAUGGAAAGAUAUAUGGUUACCAAGAUUUGAAGAUAAAUGUAUGGAUCAAUAGCAUCUCAUUACAUUCAUAUGCUGACGUUACAUACCAGAGCACAAUCAAUGGAGAGAAAGGCGUCACGGACCUUAAAUCUGCUUUACAGAACAUAUUUGCUGAGACAAUUGUUGCUGACAAGGAUGAGUUUCUGCAAACCUUUUCGUCAGAGAGAGAUUUUAUUAGAAAUAUGGUCUCAAACGGAGAGGAAAUGCAUUCCGGAGUGAUAGAUGGAAGCAGCAUCAAUGCUGAAGUGGCUCCUUCAGAUCUCCAGGUUUUACGGAUGGAAAUUGGUUCUCCAAAUGCUGGACUCCUCUAUAGCCGAUUGGUACCCCUUGUUCUUCUUUUUGUCGAUGGCAGCAACCCGAUUGAUGUCACUGACCCUGACUGGCAAUUAUAUCUCUUAAUUCAAAAGAAAGAGGACAAAGAGGAGCCUUUGUAUCGAAUUGUGGGCUUUACUGCAGUUUAUAAAUUCUAUCGUUAUCCCGAUAGGUUACGGAUGCGACUCAGCCAGAUCUUGGUCCUUCCUUCCUUCCAAGGAAAAGGAUUUGGAAGCUAUCUCAUGGAAGUAGUAAACAAAGUGGCUACUCAAGAAAACGUUUACGAUUUGACAGUGGAAGAGCCAUCUGAAAAGUUCCAACACAUUCGCACUUGCAUAGACAUAAACCGCUUGCGUGCUUUCGAACCAAUCAAACCAGCCAUUGAUUCAGCCGUUCAGACUCUCACAAAAGGUAAACUGUCAAAGAAAGCUCAGAUACCUCGAUUCAUUCCGCCUUUGAAUGCCAUCGAGAAAGUCCGUGAAACUCUGAAGAUCAACAAGAAACAGUUUCUCAAAUGCUGGGAGAUCUUGAUAUAUCUCGCGCUUGAUCCUAUCGACAAGUACAUGGAGGAUUACACAUCUGUCAUCACGAACCAUGUGAGAACCGAUAUCCUCGGGAAAGAUAUAGAAACUCCAAGGAAACAGGUCGUUGAUGUUCCGAGCUCGUUCGAGCAGGAAGCAUCGUUUGUGGUUUUCAAGUGUCUCAAUGGAGAAGAAGCUAAUAGCAAUGUUCAAGUUGAUGAGAACAAACCGGAUCAAGAGCAGCAGUUGAAGCAGUUGGUUGAGGAAAGGAUUCGUGAGAUCAAGUUGGUUGCUGAGAAAGUCUCUAGGAUUUGCCCAAAAGUUUGAAAAUCUUAUUCGAUUACAAAAACUUCGUGAGAGAUUUUAUUAGAAGCCUUUUUUUUUUGAGUGAUCAAACUCUGUGAUCUUCGAAACGACAAUCUGUUUGUAUUCGUUGUGUACCUGUCUUGGAUGUUGGGCUAACUAAUGAAGUUUCGGUUUAAGG
Molecule: messenger RNA, 1626 nt
Organism: Eutrema salsugineum
Lineage: Eukaryota; Viridiplantae; Streptophyta; Magnoliopsida; Brassicales; Brassicaceae
Product: histone acetyltransferase type B catalytic subunit
Exons: 10
Coding region: 72-1469 (465 amino acids)
Biological process (GO): subtelomeric heterochromatin formation
Cellular component (GO): nucleus
Molecular function (GO): histone H4 acetyltransferase activity
Source: RefSeq, a predicted model, not a curated record